CUGAGAACCAUUGAUUGAAUGAAUGAACCUUCAAGAACCCCCAAAAAUAUCAGAAACAAUUCGCUCUCCUUCUUCUGCUUCUAGACGAUGUCGUCAGCCAUGGAUGUUAUGACUCACUCUUCAAGCUUUCUCCUUCCUACCGAAGAAACUCCAGGGAAGAGAUACGCUCUCGUUGUUCUUAACCAGAAUUUACCGCGAUUCACUCCUCUUCUCUGGGAACAUGCAAAACUUCGUCUCUGUGCUGAUGGCGGCGCUAAUCGCAUCUACGACGAGUUACCUCUCUUCUUCCCUCAUGAAGAUGCUUCCUCCAUUCGUCACAGGUAUAAGCCGGAUGUUAUCAAGGGAGAUAUGGAUUCUAUUCGCCCUGAUGUCCUCGACUUUUAUCUCACCUUGGGAACCAAGGUCAUAGAUGAAUCUCAUGAUCAGGAUACCACAGAUCUUGAUAAAUGCAUUGUUUAUAUCCGUGACUCUGCUUCCAAUCAAGAGACUUCUAGAUUCCAGAUUCUUGCCACUGGAGCACUCGGGGGAAGGUUUGAUCAUGAAGCCGGUAAUCUCAACGUCUUGUAUCGAUAUCCAGACACAAGGAUUGUCCUUUUAUCUGAUGAUUGCCUCAUCCAACUCCUCCCAAAGACUCAUCUACAUGAAAUACACAUUCACUCUUCUCUUGAAGGUCCUCACUGUGGACUCAUCCCUAUUGGUACUCCAUCUGCCAAAACCACUACUUCUGGGCUUAAAUGGGAUCUCAGCAACACUGAGAUGAGAUUUGGUGGGUUGAUAAGUACAUCAAACUUGGUUAAUGAAGAGAAGAUCACAGUCGAAUCGGAUUCGGAUCUUCUCUGGACUAUUUCUAUCAAGAAAACUGGGCUUCCGGUAGAAAACAAUACACCUUAGGCGCUCGCUGUAAAAAAAGAAGACUCUUUAGUAAUAUUAUUCCUGGUGCAUCUAAUAACUUAAACAUUAUUUUUGUUGUUUUUAAUUUCACUAUUCGAGCUAGUAAUACUUGGCUGUACCACUACUGUCGUUCUUUGAACAUUAUUAGAUGCUUUUUUAAACGAGAUCUAUUUCUUUGGUUUUGUCAUUUU
Molecule: messenger RNA, 1082 nt
Organism: Camelina sativa (false flax)
Lineage: Eukaryota; Viridiplantae; Streptophyta; Magnoliopsida; Brassicales; Brassicaceae
Product: thiamine pyrophosphokinase 2
Biological process (GO): thiamine diphosphate biosynthetic process; thiamine metabolic process
Molecular function (GO): ATP binding; thiamine diphosphokinase activity; thiamine binding
Source: RefSeq, a predicted model, not a curated record